Corticium candelabrum is the source of this 660-nucleotide messenger RNA. RefSeq names its product synaptonemal complex central element protein 2-like. NCBI's taxonomy places the organism in Eukaryota, Metazoa, Porifera, Homoscleromorpha, Homosclerophorida, Plakinidae. Gene Ontology annotation, cellular component: central element. Gene Ontology annotation, biological process: synaptonemal complex assembly. The transcript has 4 exons. Bases 90 to 542 code for a protein of 150 amino acids. The record is from RefSeq and is a predicted model, not a curated record.
UUCAGUCAGCAUCAUUCUCUCAUCUGAACGCGCAGAGAAAGUGACGCAACAAAGAGAGAAAGGGUUAGAGAAAGAAAGCAGGAAGCAGUAUGGACUCUCAGUUGGCAAACAAAGAGGCGAUACCGCGCUUCAAGGUACCGAAGUCUGCUCUGUCAUCGGGCACCGGCAAGCAGAGAAACAAAGAAAUAGAUUACAAAAAUGAGCCAAGAACUGCAGUCGUACAAACGAACGAUACCGGUACGACUUCACGAGAAGUUCUCAAUGACAGAGCGCAACAACUUAUCGACAAGCUCAACGAAAAAAGAAAGAAGGAUGCUACAAUUUUGGCCGAUUUUAAGAAAUCACUGGAAGAUCAAGCAGCCAAUGCUUACAGCACAGUGGAGCAAAGAAUGGUCCAAAUGUAUGAAAGGCACAGUAAAAUUGUUCAGGAGAAAGUUCAAGAGCUAUUUGCGAUUCUAGACCGUAUUGCAAAGCAAGAAGAAGAACUGUGUCGGUUCCGAAGCGCUUUGGGAAUGCUUUACAGUGACGUCCGUGAACCUUGAAGUUUUUCAGCUGACGGUACCGUAUAUACUAUAGACUGGCAAGCUUAAAGAUAAACAAUGGCUCUCUGUAACUUGCUAGAAAGACUUUGACCAUACAGUACAGUCUAGCUAUGAGAUA